AUGAACACUGAAACCGGAGCGAAGGAUGGACGCUCUUCUCUGCCAACACCAUCUCCGCCUGCCUCCAAACAGCGAAGUUUACCGAAUUCAGCAAGGUCAACACCGGCACCCUCACAGUAUGAAUGUCGGAGGGUAUUUGACUCCAGAGCGUCUAUCGUGCUCAUUGGGAUGCAUGGAACAGGCAAAGCAACGUUGGCUAUGAUGGCUUCGGUAGCCUGUCAGCGAAGGGUCAUCGACAUGGAGAGUGUCUUCCACUCUGCAACAGGCUUCUCGACCACUGCGUAUCGCAAACAAUUUGGAUCUUCAAACCGUAGUCUCAGGCAAGAAGAGAUCUUACGCGACACACUGAAAACUUAUAGCAGAGGCGCCAUCAUCGUCUGCAACGGAGGUUUUCCGUUGGAUAGCAGCAGCCAAGCUCUGCUGCACGAAUUUUCGGCAUCUCACCCAGUCAUUCACAUUACACGCGACGUGCGUAGUGUACGAGAGUAUCUUGAUACGGACGAAUCGAAAGUUCGAGAGCUGCUUGCUCUUAGCACUCCGGUUUUCCGACGGUGCUCGAACUAUGAGUUCUACAACAUCUCCGAAACGAAUGCAGCCCAUCUCUCAGUUGCACCUGCACAUCAGCCCUCUGUUCCUGCUUUCUUGACUCUGAAACGAGCCGAGAGAACGUUUUUCAAAUUUCUGGCUUUGAUACUAUCUCCCCAAAACACACACCGGAAGAUCAAAAGCGAUGCGCCCACGCUGGACCCUGGCCACUUUCCACUGUCCUACGUCGAUUUGGAGCUGAGAAAUUAUACUUGUGCUGUCCAAGUACAACUAUCCGAUCUUACGCCGGAGGAAGUCGAUAUUGAAGAGCUGGAGUUUGGCUGCGAUGCAUUUGAGAUUGCCACCGAACCAACACAGCUUACGGCGGAUCACGCUGAAAACAUCAGCAAGAGCAUAUUUAGAGUCCGGAGGAGUACCGUGACUCCGAUUAUCUUCCACGUCAUACCGCCUUCAACACGCGCCAGCCAUUCCACAUCUUCUUAUUUGGCGAACUUAUGGUAUGGCCUACGGAUGGCGCCUGAGUUCGCCACUGUUGAUCUGACAAUGGACGAGGAACUCAUUCGAGCGAUUGUUGCGUCGAGAGGAUCAACAAAGAUAAUUGGCCAUCUGCACGCAGCUAUGGAUUGGUACGAUGUUUUCUGGCUCGAGAAGUACGACACUGCAAUGCGCUUAGGUUGUAGCCUUGUACGCUUUACCAGGCCGGCAAAUUUCAUGGACGACAAUGCCGCGAUUCAAUCAUUCCGCAAUACCAUAUACGCCAAGUCACAGAGGAUACCCAUGAUAUGCUACAACACCGGACGCGCAGGUCGUCGUUCCGCUUGCUUCAACCAGGUUCUUACUCCUGUAAUACCAGAAAAGCUUCGAAAAAGUGCAAACUUUGAGACCAGAGCGCAAGAGAACCCAGAGACUUCGUGGCUUACUGUAACAGAGGCGACGCAUAUCCUCUACGCGUCUUUCACGUACGACCCUAUGGAGUUUUACAUCAUCGGCGCGGCAGCAGGAUAUAGCUUGAGCCCAGCUAUGCACAAUGCGGCAUACCGAGCCUGCGGCAUGCCCCAUCAUUUCGAUCGCCUUCAGACUGCGACACUGGAUGAGAACAUAAGGGAGUUGUUGCGGAAACCGAACUUUGGUGGUACUGCAGUCAGCCAGCCUUUCAAAGUGGAUGCUAUUGCGCUUACUCACUCCCUGAGUCGACAUGCCCGAGCGAUUGGAGCCAUCAACACGCUCCUUCCAAUCCGUCAUCUUAACAGCGAUGGAAGCAUACCCGAUGCGGAUGGUGUUGAGCUCUACCAAGAACGAAACCAAUCUGGGCCUGUCAAAGCACUGUUCGGCGAUAAUACUGACUGGAUAGGCAUAAGAUCCUGUAUACGAAGGGGGCUCUCUCCGGCUAACGCUGUUCGGCCCACUACCACCUCUAGCCUCGUUAUUGGGUCAGGAGGAAUGGCCAGGGCAGCGAUCUAUGCCAUGCUACAGCUUGGAAUCAAGAACAUUGUCAUUUUCAACCGAACAGUCCCGAAUGCACGGAAACUAGUCAACUACUUCUCUCAGCUAGCUGCAAGUCCUUCGGCAGCCAAGCUCUUCCCAUCAUUUGUCCAAGGAUCGCAACCCACAUUCCGCAUACUCGAAUCUAGGACUGAAGCCUGGCCAAGCGAUCUCCGCGCACCCACUGUCAUUGUUUCUUGCAUACCCACGCACGCCGUUGGCGAAGAGCCAUCACCCGAUUUCACGCUUCCCCUUCACUGGAUGCAAUCACCAUCAGGUGGUGUAGUCAUUGAGCUCGCUUAUCGUACUCUCAAUACGCCCUUGACGAAACAAGUUCGUGAAGAAGCAUCGGCCUCUUGGAUCUGUUUGGACGGCCUUGACCUAUUACCUGAACAAGGAUUCGCGCAAUUCGAACUUUUCACGGGGAAGAGAGCUCCGCGCAGAAUCAUGCGGGAAGAGGUAUUGAAGUGCUGGACCGACGAGCAAGGACGAUCAAAUCCUAAUAUGGUCCGAACACGACUCGAAGCCAUGGCAGAUGAACAAGAGCCAUGA
Messenger RNA from Alternaria arborescens, 2580 nucleotides. RefSeq names its product Quinate repressor protein. The record is from RefSeq and is a predicted model, not a curated record. Gene Ontology annotation, molecular function: 3-dehydroquinate dehydratase activity; 3-phosphoshikimate 1-carboxyvinyltransferase activity; shikimate 3-dehydrogenase (NADP+) activity. Gene Ontology annotation, biological process: chorismate biosynthetic process. Lineage: Eukaryota; Fungi; Ascomycota; Dothideomycetes; Pleosporales; Pleosporaceae. The coding region runs from base 1 to 2580 and encodes 859 amino acids. The transcript has a single exon.